Molecule: messenger RNA, 1545 nt
Organism: Microdochium trichocladiopsis
Lineage: Eukaryota; Fungi; Ascomycota; Sordariomycetes; Xylariales; Microdochiaceae
Product: major facilitator superfamily domain-containing protein
Exons: 6
Coding region: 1-1545 (514 amino acids)
Biological process (GO): transmembrane transport
Cellular component (GO): membrane
Molecular function (GO): transmembrane transporter activity
Source: RefSeq, a predicted model, not a curated record
AUGAGCGCCACCGACAGCGAAAAGCACGGCAUCGCCGCCGCUGACGUUCAGCACGCCGACUACGCCCACGGCGGACCGCGGAAGGGCGGUCACGACAGCCACAACGACCUGAUGGCAGAGGGUGCGACGGCCGAGGGCACGGCCGAGCACAUGAUGCAGGUGGACGACAAAAGGGCUGCGCAGCUCAGGGAGGAGCUGUCCGAGAGCAGGCAGGCCGGGUGGCGGCCCAUCUCGGACGAAGAGAAGAAGCUCAACAGCGCCUUGAAUCGCAAGCUGGACUGGAUGAUCCUUCCCAUCGUAGCCCUGGGCUACAUGUUCAACCAGCUCGACCGCACCAACCUGGGCAACGCGCAGACGGCCAACUUCAGCAACGACCUGGGCAUCCCCGCUGCGGCGGUCAACAACGCCAGCUCCCUCUUUUUCGCCACGUACAUCCCUUUUCAGCCCUUCGCCGCCGCGUUGGGCCGCCGCCUCGGCGCGCCGCGGUUCCUAGGCUGCACGCUUUGUGGCUUCUAUCCUACCGUGCUUUCUUACCUCACUGAUUUCUACCCCCGAUACGAGUGUGCUUUCCGCUUCGCCCUGUUCUACGGUUUCUUCUCUGUCGCCGGUGCCUUCGGCGGCCUGAUAGCUUUUGGCAUUCUCCAAGCCAAUGGCGCACUCCAUCCGUGGCAGUAUCUCUUCAUUAUCGAGGGAGCCGUUCCCGUCCUGCUGGGCCUCAUCACACCCUUCUGGCUCGCGAAUGAUGUCCGCACGGCAUGGUUCCUCAAGCCGGAGGAGCGCGCUUUCGCCGAGAGGCGCAUGAUCAUCGACUCGGUCGAGAACGCCGGCCACGCGCACAAGGUCACACUGCAGGACUUCAAGGAGGCCUUCAUCGACUGGCGCGUCUGGGGCAUCAUGAUUUCCAACAUGCUGGCCAGCCUGGCGUCACAGGGCUUCACCGUCUUCUUCCCCGUCGUAGUCAAGGGCCUGGGCUACACCGAGGGCUCGCUGGCCAACCUCAUGACGGUGCCCCCGUACGUGGCGGGCGCCAUUGGAGUCUGGGGCUUCGCGUGGUCCUCUGACCGCUUCAGGGAGCGGACGUACCAUCAGCUGGCCGGCAUGACGAUUGUCAUCUUGGGCCUUGUGCUCACUAUUGUCAUCCCGCUCGAUAAUAUCGGCGGCCGGUACGCCGGUCUCAUGGUGCUCAUGUUUGGCGCCUUCAUUCAUGCUCCGAUUGCGGUCGCUUGGCUUGCUGGCAACACUCCAGACCCGGGCAAACGCGCCGUCUGCAUCGGAAUCUCGGGCUGGGCUAACCUGGCAGGCAUUAUUGGCACGCAGCUCUUCAAGCCCCAGUACGGUCCUAGUUACAUAUUCCCGCUGCAGGUCACUGUAGGCCUGAUCAGUGUCGGCUGGGCUGGCUUCGCAGCCGUGGGAGUGGGGCUGCGCCUUGUCAACAGGUGGCGGUACAAGAAGAUCCAGUCAAUGACACCAGAGCAGAUUGAAGAGGAAAAUAGGAGUGACACGAGGAAGGGAGAUCGAAAGUGGACGUUUGUGUACGGAGUUUGA